AUGGACGACGUGUACAUCAUCUGGCCAGCGGCAUUGUUCUUGGCCAAACUCAGGAGAAGCAUUGCGAAUGUGGAGCCGCUCAGGCAGCGUCUAGGCGAGGUGACUUGUAUCAGCAUAUGUGGUGAAAGCUUCGCAGGAGAAGUGACGGCAAGAAUCAGUGGCGCCGAUCCUUGGAUACAGGCGCUUCUGCCUAACGGCUGGCGUCAGGCUGCUUUCGCUGCUCUCCCGCGCUUGGAGGACUUGCGAAUCGAGGGCGACGAUGCUACGAGACGGUAUAGGCGAUCAGAGAGCGCAGUGUGGUCGGAGUGGUAUACAGGCCUGCAGGUGCGAUGCUUCUAUUGA
This is a messenger RNA of Recurvomyces mirabilis, 342 nucleotides long. RefSeq lists its product as uncharacterized. The record is from RefSeq and is a predicted model, not a curated record. NCBI's taxonomy places the organism in Eukaryota, Fungi, Ascomycota, Dothideomycetes, Mycosphaerellales, Teratosphaeriaceae. The coding region runs from base 1 to 342 and encodes 113 amino acids. The transcript is spliced from 2 exons.